CGAAAUUCCAAAGAGCCGCCUCCGGACACUCGAGCUCUCCCCCUCAGACCCCGCCUUUGCUUUGAUUGUCAUUAGGUGAUUACAGGUUACUGCGGGAAAGAUGGCUACAGCAGUGGCUCAAGGAAAUGCUGGCAAUAAUGCCUUCAAGGAUAAGGAAAAGCCUAUGGCUGUCCGAAAUGCCAACAUCAUGGCAGCCAGAGCUGUCGCCGAUGCUAUCAGAACAUCGCUUGGACCACGAGGAAUGGAUAAGAUGAUUCAAUCCGGCAAAGGAAAUACCAUCAUCACGAACGAUGGAAAUACUAUGCUGAAGUCCAUGAGCGUUAUGCACCCCGCGGCCAAAAUGCUAGUCGACCUCAGUGCGGCACAGGAUGUGGAAGCAGGUGAUGGAACUACCUCUGUCGUUGUCAUCGCCGGCAGUCUGCUCGGCGCUGCAGAACGCCUGUUAGGCAAGGGCAUCCAUCCUACGAUUAUCGCUGAAUCUUUCCAGAGAGCUGCUGCUGCCGCGGUUGAGAUUCUCCACGGAAUGUCGAUUCCUAUCAACCUGACCGACCGUGCGACUCUCCUCCAAGCCGCCUCCACCUCCCUUUCUUCGAAGAUCGUGUCACAGCACUCGAGUCUCCUGGGCCCGAUGGCGGUCGACUCAGUUCUGAAAAUUAUCGACCCUAAAACUUCGGACAACGUGGAUCUACGGAAUAUCCGAAUUGUCAAGAAGGUCGGCGGUACCAUCGAAGACAGUGAGAUGAUCGACGGCUUGGUUCUGAACCAGCCCGUUAUCAAGAGUGGUGGAGGUCCCACGAGAAUUGAGAAGGCGCGGAUAGGUCUUAUUCAGUUUCAACUUAGUCCACCGAAGCCUGAUAUGGAGAACCAAAUUGUCGUCAAUGACUACCGACAAAUGGAUAAGAUCCUGAAGGAGGAGCGCCAAUACCUUCUCAACAUGGUGAAGAAGAUCCAGAAGACUAAGUGUAAUGUCUUGCUGAUCCAGAAAUCUAUUCUCCGUGAUGCCGUGAAUGAUCUCUCGCUCCACUUCCUUUCUCGUCUCAAGAUCCUCGCCGUCAAGGACAUCGAGCGUGAUGAGGUUGAGUUCAUCUGCAAGAGUCUCGGUUGCAAGCCCAUCGCGAACAUCGACUCUUUCACUGAGGACAAACUGGGCACCGCUGACCUCGUUGAGGAGGUUCAAUCUUCGGGCGCACGCUAUGUCAAGGUCACCGGCAUCAAGACCCCUUCGAGCACGCCGAACCAGACUGUUUCGAUUGUCGCUCGUGGUGCCAACAACUUGAUCUUGGAUGAGGCAGACCGGUCGAUCCAUGACGCGCUCUGUGUCAUUAGGUGCUUGGUGAAGAAACGUGCCCUAAUUGCUGGAGGUGGUGCGCCAGAAAUCGAGGUCGCACACCGUCUCAGCAUGCGUUCCCGUGAGCUUAGUGGGACAGAGUCCAUUUGCUGGAAGGCUUUCGCGGACGCCAUGGAAGUCAUCCCGACCACUUUGGCCGAAAACGCUGGUCUCAACUCGAUUAAAGUUGUGACUGAUCUGCGCCACCGUCAUGCUCAGGGCGAACAGAAUGCUGGUGUUAGCAUCAGGAGCGGUGGUGUCAAGGACAAUAUCACAGAGGAGAGAGUCCUUCAGCCUCUGCUAGUGAGCACAAGUGCAAUUGAGCUCGCAGCGGAGACAGUGAAGAUGAUUCUGAGAAUCGAUGAUAUUGCCUUGUCAAGAUAAUUUGGGUGUGAUGCAUGUUAAAAGAGGGGCAUUUUUAUCUCCUGGUGACGAUGCGGAAUUGAGGCUGGGAAAAGCAAAAAAGUGUUGCAAAUAGAUACAGCCAAGAACCAUACCAGUCAUUUUAAUAUGAUCAUAUCUCAGUUUCCAAGACACUUAUAUCUCCCGUACAAUCAAAGAUUCAAUGUAGAAGGUACGAGCGCUUUGUAAGCUUUUGC
Messenger RNA from Paecilomyces variotii, 1926 nucleotides. RefSeq names its product T-complex protein 1 subunit delta. Gene Ontology annotation, cellular component: chaperonin-containing T-complex. Bases 101 to 1711 code for a protein of 536 amino acids. The transcript is spliced from 8 exons. The record is from RefSeq and is a predicted model, not a curated record. Lineage: Eukaryota; Fungi; Ascomycota; Eurotiomycetes; Eurotiales; Thermoascaceae. Gene Ontology annotation, molecular function: ATP-dependent protein folding chaperone; ATP binding; ATP hydrolysis activity. Gene Ontology annotation, biological process: protein folding.